Messenger RNA from Drosophila melanogaster (fruit fly), 5891 nucleotides. RefSeq lists its product as uncharacterized. Gene Ontology annotation, molecular function: G protein-coupled receptor activity. The transcript is spliced from 14 exons. Gene Ontology annotation, biological process: G protein-coupled receptor signaling pathway. The coding region runs from base 555 to 4817 and encodes 1420 amino acids. The record is from RefSeq and is marked reviewed. Gene Ontology annotation, cellular component: postsynaptic membrane; neuron projection; membrane. NCBI's taxonomy places the organism in Eukaryota, Metazoa, Arthropoda, Insecta, Diptera, Drosophilidae.
AGUUCGCUCUGAAGCGCGUCGCGGCGUGGUUGUGCAUCCAUCGUGGGGUCCCAGGAGGAACUUUAAGAACUAUUUCGAUUCUAGCGAGCCAAGAUCGCGUGUUUGGUGAAGUGAUCCGAAUAGUUUAAGACAAGUCUGCCUCGACAAUGGCAGCGAUAGUUUUGUGACCAAAAAUACAGUGAGAGUUGAAAACCAAUCAAUUAAAACUAAGCUAAGCAAAAACUUAACGCGGAGUAACCUUUUAAAGCGUUUCCCCGAAAAGGCGGACACAAGGAGAGCGCGUGGGUGGAGCGGUGAAAUGGGCGGUGGCGCCCUGACCAUCCGCCCAAAUCAGCGGCGGGGCACGGUGCGGAUGCGUUAUGUACUCGUCCUGGCCUUUGACAACUGAAAAUGGCAAAAGGUAGCUGAGCAACGGCAGCAGCAGUCCCUGCGAAUCGAUAACCGCAACACACAAAGUGCUGAUCAGCCAAUCAAGGCGAGCAACUAAGCGAUAUAGGGGUGCACUCAAAGCGUCCCGAAAAAAAAAAAAAAAAACUAGAGCCCCGAGCCCCAGGAUGCGGAUGUGGGUGCGGAUGCCGCAGGCUGUGCAGCUGCUGUUUGCGAUGGGCUUGUGGGCGAUGCAAGGUCACGCGCAGUUGGAUUCAGAGCCAGAGGCAGUCGGAGCAGAAGGAGCAGCGGGACCUGGAUCCCCAGCGCCACGGAACCGCAUCAAGGCGGAAGCGGAUGCCCUGAUGACAGGCGACAGCUUCAACAUUCGCCACGGGCGCUCUCGGUCGCAUUUCCUUCAUGGCAGCACAAACAGUAGCAGCAGUAGCGGCAUUGGGAGUGGCGGUGGGACCACACGCCUCACCCUGAUCCCGCCCACACAGCUGCCGGGUGUGGGUGGGACCUCGCCGGCUCCCGUCACGCACAAAAUCCGCAAAUUGCACAAGAAGAAAAUCAACGAGAGCAUACGCAAAAGUGUGGACAAAAGUCUGGGCCUCCGCCAUACGCCGAAGAAUCACCGCAGUUUGGCCGAGGCCGAGCACCUGCAGGGUCGUCCUGCCAGCGAGGACGCCGAGGAUACGGCUCUCAGCGAGGUCAUGCAGCUAGCGGAUGAGAUUGAGCUGGAGAGCUCAUUCGUGACGGCGGCCCCAACAGGUGAUCCGGAUAUUGGUGUCAAACAGGCACGCCAAUUUGUGCGUGAUGAGGCCAAUUACCAGGAGGACGAUGAUGAUACUAUCGACGACGACGAGGAGCUCGAUGAGGAGGAGGAGGAGGCUCCAAUGUCCACCACCAUCAAGCCCAAAAUCGCCAGUACCCGCCUGCUGCCGGUGAAUGGCACUUGGCAGCGAAUGGGCACCAUAUCGCGGGACUCCCCCCCGGAAUCGGAUUACGACUCUAAUGCCCUGGACAACGCGCAGGAGGACGAGGAGGAGGAGGAGGGUCAACCAUUUGGCAAGCUGCUGCCGCUCAACGAAAGCCUCGCCACCACCGAAUGGAUGGACGAUGGGGCUCAGCGGGAACCGGAGGCGGAGGCCAGAUCCCAGGCGGCCAGCAUGGAGGUCAAGCAGAUCAGCUUCGACAGCGAUGGCGACUCCGAUUCCGAGGCGGGACUGGACACCUCCGAGGUCACCAUGGACGACGGCUAUCCGCCGGAUGCGCAAGUCGAUGACAAGACCAAGCAGCUGGUCAUUGGCGAUGUGGAGGAGGAUUCCGGCGACAACAUGGAGUCCAACCAGUUUACCGCCGACGUGAUUAACGCGCGGGACAGCAAGAUCGAUCUGGUGUCCAAGUUCCUGCAGUAUAUCGAGCAGCAGCAUCUGAUGGGCUCCAACUGCGUGGCUGGUACUUCGCUCAAUCUGGGCGAGGGCGUGGUCGACCGGUAUGCUCAGGACAGGUUCCGGGUGGAGGCCGAGGUGGCCGUCAAUCGCGCCAAUAUGCUGACCAGGAUCUUCAAGACCACCGGCCGCUCGGUGCAGGAGGAUGUCAACCUGCUGCACGCCUCCGUGCUGUCCAUGGUGGAGUUCGACGAUGAUAUAUUCGCGGCCGGAAAUUGCUUCGACUGGAACGAGCAUCCCGCGCAGCCGGGCCUCUUUUGCCCGUUCGCCUACCGACUGCCGCCUCCGAAUCUGGGAGCGGUUUUCGCCAAGGAUCUGGCCAUGGAGUAUCACUAUCUGGGCAACACCUCCGAAUGGUUCUUCCUGGCGCGCAAGAAUGCCGAGAAGGUGAUAGCCCGCAACGAGCAGUAUCUCAAGUCCUUUCAUCUCUACUCGAACCGCACGGAGGAGCGCAUCGAGGAUGACACGCUGGCUGUGAAAUACGAGGACGGCAGAUGGUCAAAACCGUACUACGAUUGCGGCGGUGGCAACAUUUGGAUGCUUACCUACACGGUGCCGUUCUUUGGUUAUGAAAACGGCACAUAUCACUUCAAGGGCACAUCUGGCAUCGACAUCGACUUGCGCCGCGUGGACAUCGACCAGUGUCCGCAGCGGCACACGCCGGGCACCAAGCGACCGCUGAACAUCUUCGCCGGCACGGACAAGUGCAAGCAGCGCACGACCAUGUGCGAGGCCAUCAUGGGAUUGGGCUUCCGGCGCGGCUCCUACAAAUGUCUGUGCCGCAAGGGAUUCUACUUCCCGGACAUCGUCUCGCAGCACAAGUUCUUCAACGGCAGCCUCCUGGAGGAGGAGUACGAGAAGCUGAUGCUGGGCAAGAACUCCACGUACAACAGCAACAGCGAGUACGAGUGCCUGCCGUGCGCCGAGGGCUGUGACUCCUGCGAGGACUCCUCGCCCUGCAUCGCCGCCCUCAACUGGCCAAUGCGCACCAGCAUCCUGGCGCUGGCCUGCAUCGUGAUUGGGCUCCUGCCUCCGGCCGCUUGGUUCACCUUUCGCUACCAGCAGGUUAAGGUGGUGAGGGCCGCCAGUCCGGCUUUGUUGCGGGUCAUCGCCUUGGGAGCAUUCUUCAUCUACUGCACGAACAUUGUGAUGUAUCCGAAUCCGAAUCUCUACACCUGCACGGCGCGCAUUUGGCUGCGUGAGAUUGGCUUCUCCCUGACCUACGGAGCUCUGAUGCUGAAGACCUGGCGGAUAUCGGUGAUUUUCCGAGUUCGAUCUGCGAAGGCUGUGAAGAUCACGGAUGCCGCCCUGCUCAAGAGACUGGGCAUCAUCUGCGGAGCCAUCGGAACCUGCCUGCUGGUCAGGACACUCGUCUCACCGCCGGACGUGGUGGUGGGACGCACCGCCGACGACCUGAAGGCGUUCCUCUGCAAGACCGACUGGUGGGACUACACGUUCACCUCGAUGGAGGUCCUGUUCCUGGCCUGGGGCGUUCGCCUGUGCAUCAUGGUGCGGAAGGCGCCGUCGGAGUUCAACGAGAGCCGCUUCAUCUCGAUGGCCAUCUACAAUGAGUUCCUGCUCACCUGCUUCCUCAACGUCUCCAUGCUCUUCCUGCAGUCGCCUGCCAAUCCGGAUUUGCUGUACAUCAUCUUUUUCUGCCACACCCAGCUUACGGUGACCCUGCUCCUGGCCCUCAUCUUCGGCAGCAAGGUGUACAUCGUGCUACGCAGCGGCAAGUCGCACCAGGAGAACAUCGGCAUGGGCACCAAGGCGUCGGGGGCCAAAUUCAAUUUUCGUCCCCAGGUGCGCACCUUCGCCAAUCCCAGCUCGGUGACCACCUCCACGGUCCCGGUGGCAGCAGAAACCAAGCUGUCGGACCAGGAGGCGCUGGAGGAGAUCCGCCAGCUGAGCAUGCAGCUGCAGCGCAUCCAGGAGAUGGCUCCGCCCAAGGGCGUGGCGGUUAUGACGAUCUCCAGCCUGCUGGACGGCCUAAAGACACCCGGUGGCCUAAUGGUUGUGGCGGCGGCGGCGGGCGCCACUGCCCAAGGCCACUCGGCCGCCAAUCGCCAGAGCGCACUGCCCCUGCUCGCCCUGAACGUGGAGAUGCAGAAGUACAGCCAGCAGAACAACAACUCCAACGGGGGUCGGGGGAGUGGCCGAACCAGUAUUCCCACCAUGGUGCUGGAAACGCCGCCCAGCUCGACGCCCCCGUCGGCGGCUUACGAGGAGCGGGCCGUGAACACGGAGCUCAGUGGCGACGACUUCCGGGAGCAGCUGCUGCGGCGAACGGCCGAUGGCCACAUCAUCUGCAGUCGCUGCCUGGACGCGUCCAAGGAGCACUACUACUGCUGUCCGCCGCGCAGCGCCUGCGACCAUCUCGGCUCGCCGAAGGAGGAGGGCAGCCUGAGCUUCGCCAACAUCAAGCUGGAGUGUAUGUGCUCCCAGUCGGAGGACCUUGACCAGGACGUGGGCCAGCGCCAGCGGAGGCCCACGGUGCGAACGGCGGCCACCAAUACGCCGCCGACCAGCUGCAAACGGGCUCCACGCAACCUGCUGGAGGCCGAGCUCAGCAUUUCGUAUCAAAUUUGUGAUAACUGUAGAAGUAAGUACAAGCUAACUGGCCGCCGACGCAGCGGCAGCUACUCCCAGGCUCAGGAGAAUCCCCAGCUGGGCCAGCAGCCGGCUGGACAGUUGCCCAUCCAAUCCCGCAGCACCGAGCUUCUGGACCGCACCACCGCCGCUGAGGUCGAGACCGAGGUCGAGGCGAGGACCAAGGCGGCCCACUCCACGGACGACAUAGUCCUGUACUCCAGUGCACCCGAGGAGCUGGCCGCUCAGCUGGCCGAGCCCGUGGCGGCACCCUCCCUGGGCAAUGUGUCCAGCAACUCGAACAACUCCACCAGCGGCAGUGGAGGCACCACUCGACCCAAGCGGCCAGACAAGUUGGUCUUGGACCUCAACGAUCGGUCCAAGUAUACCAAAGAGGUUUCCGUGUAGAGCGAAUAAAUCUUGGCCAGCAAUGCAGAAUUCUGUUCUAGAUUUAUAUGUUGAUGUUGGAGGGUUAUGGUUUUGGAAGUUACUUCGCCAUUGCAGCCCGAAAUAAUUAAAUUGUUGGAGGAAAUGUGGUUGGAAAUUGUAAUUGCCGAACAGAUUUUGCAUUGAUUGGCGGCAAUCGAAAAUGUUUUAUGCUUAGGCCAGUUGAAUUAUCAAAGACUUUACUAAAUUAUAUUUGUACAACUAACUAGAUAACUGAUUAAUUUAGCUAAACAUAGGCAUAUGUAAGUCGGAGUGGAAAAGACGCGAUUUCAGCGAAAGCGACGGCGUUUGCGAUUUGCAUUGCUAAGCAAAAUGAUUUGCAACUAUAAUGAGCCCCGAAUGUUGUGAAUUUAUUGGAAUUUGGCACACACCGCAGGCGCAAAAGUCAACAAUGCAGUUUCGCUGAAAGUCAUGUGCUUUCGAUAGAAUAUUAAUAAAAUUUACAUUUCAUGUGUGUAGAUAAUUAAAUCUAAAUUGCUUACUAAUUGAAAAUCGCAGCGAGUCAUUUCCAAUGGAAAUGAUUUGCGCACUCAUAAUGCAUUUGCUGUUAUAUUUACUAUAUUAAGCCAUAUUUAAGUGCCGAUCUGAUCUAUUCAAAAUGGGAGCCCAACCACAUGCACACACUGUUCAUUGGCCAUAAUGGCCACUCUGUAAUAUAGGUAAUGAUAAAUAAAAUGUGUUGAUGUGAGCUGUACAAUAUACACAUAUCUCCUACAAAUUCCAAACUCACACAAUACGAAACCUUCCAACUAAUAUAGUGAGUAAAUAAUUGUAGCUACAAUUAAGCAUUAAUUAGAUGUCCCACACCAACCUACACUAUUAUCAAAAUACUUCAUUAUCAAUAAAUAACCUUUGCCGAAUCGAAAUCCCAUCUGCAUCACGGAAAAUGACAUUUGCGAAAUCUGCGUUGUCGCUUGAAAAGACCCGAACAACAAUUGUAGUUAAGUGUUGAUGUUAUUGAGUUGGAAAAUAUGUGCAUUAAAUGCGUUUGUUUAAAGCAAUCCAAUAAAUGGCGACUCUACUGAAUGUACACCU